This is a messenger RNA of Exophiala spinifera, 1161 nucleotides long. RefSeq lists its product as uncharacterized. Lineage: Eukaryota; Fungi; Ascomycota; Eurotiomycetes; Chaetothyriales; Herpotrichiellaceae. The record is from RefSeq and is a predicted model, not a curated record. Gene Ontology annotation, molecular function: structural molecule activity. Bases 1 to 1161 code for a protein of 386 amino acids. Gene Ontology annotation, biological process: ubiquitin-dependent protein catabolic process. Gene Ontology annotation, cellular component: cytosol; proteasome regulatory particle, lid subcomplex; nucleus. The transcript is spliced from 2 exons.
AUGCCUCGACAGCAUGAUCCAGAAGCCAUCUCUAAUUUCCUUGCCGAACAACGAGACGAAGCCCCAGUAGACCUACAACAUACCUUUCUUACUUUCGAGGACCUAUGGGACAGAAAGUUAUGGCAUCAGUUGACGGAUACUCUGCUAGAGUACUUCUCCAAUCCGCAGACUACCUCGCAAAGACUACCCAUCUACAACAUCUUCAUCAUCAGUUUCGCCGACAAGAUCAAUCAGCUAAAAUUGGUCAAGUUGGCAUUGGGUGCAUCUGCGCAAAUCACAGAUGACAAUGAAAGAAGUCAUUUCCUCCAGACACUCGCUACAAGAGUAGACAAGCCAGACUCGGAAGAAGCUCACGUCUAUGCCAUCACCGAACUUGCCAGCGUCUAUCUGCGGUUAGGAGAGAAGUCAAAAGCCAGGGAACAAUUGGACAACGCGCAAAAGACGCUGGACCAAUUCGACUUUGUGGAAAAUGUCGUCCAUGCAGCCUUCUACCGAGUCAAUGCCGAUUACUUUCAAGCCGAAGGUGACUACACUUCCUAUUAUCGAAAUUCGCUACUCUACCUGGCUUGCACGGAAGAGGGAGAGUUGACAAAAGAGGAACAACAAGAUAGAGCAUACAACUUGGCGAUUGCUGCUCUUGUAUCAGAUAGUAUCCACAACUUUGGCGAGCUGCUCUUACAUCCUAUCCUCAACGUCCUAGAAGCGCCCCAUCCGGAAUCAUGGCUACGAGAUCUGGUGUUCGCUUUCAACCGAGGAGAUCUAGCGGCGUUUGACAAGAUGUCCAACAACUUGAGCAAAGACCCGAUUCUGGAGUCACACCGCCUUUUCUUAUGGCAGAAGAUCAACUUGGCUGCAUUGACGGAAUUGGUGUUCAAACGACCGCCUCAUGAUCGUGCUAUGACAUUCAAGACCAUCAGCCAAGAGACCAAGGUUCAGCCCAAUGAGAUUGAACACUUGAUCAUGAAAGCGCUGAGCUUGGGACUGUUGCGAGGAAAGAUUGAUCAGGUCGCUGGCAUUGCAAAGAUCAACUGGGUACAGCCUAAAGUCCUUGGCCAAGAUCAGAUCGAAGGAAUGAGACACCGCCUCAAGGAAUGGGACAGCAAUGUCAAUGAUCUGGGUCAUUGGAUAGAAGGUGUCGGCAAGGAUGUAUGGGCCUCUUGA